Messenger RNA from Aspergillus costaricaensis CBS 115574, 1813 nucleotides. RefSeq names its product ELL-associated factor. The coding region runs from base 291 to 1619 and encodes 442 amino acids. Lineage: Eukaryota; Fungi; Ascomycota; Eurotiomycetes; Eurotiales; Aspergillaceae. The record is from RefSeq and is a predicted model, not a curated record. The transcript has a single exon.
ACAAAUUUCCCUUAUAUAUAUACAUCCCUGGUUUCUUAGUGCUUCGACACAGCCGUUGCUUCAUGAUCGGUGCUGGCUUGCCGGUCGCAUUGGCCCCUUCGAUUGCCGCCGCCGCUGCUGCUGCUGUGUGACGUUCUCCCUUGCGUACAGGGCCUGCUGGCGUUUUAGACACCGCAUUCUUCUCAGCAAUGAAGAUUUCUCUCUGAAAGCGUGCACUAAAGCUAUCUGAAGAAUAGCGGCCGUUCCUCUGCAAUAUAUCCUCUCUAACCCUGACCCUGCAACUCGUCUGGAUGGCGGCCCCCGCUUUGUCUACCGGCGGGUUGAUCGACCCGACCAAACAGGCUGAGUAUCCCAUCGUGCUGGGUGAUCGACUCAAUGGUAAAUCUAGCUCGCCACAGUCGCAGCUGGUCAAUAUCCAAUAUAACUAUAAGACCAAGUCAGCGACCGCACGGCAACGCAUCACCCGAGCCCGACAGUCCCGCGAUCGCUACAACCUCACAAUCACCGAUAAAGCGCCCAACGCCGAUAACGUCCUGACCUAUUCAUACCAAGGCAGUGUCGACCCAACACAAGCUGUCUCGGAUGCUGGGGAACAUAAUUUGGUGCUAGUCUUUGACGCAGCGCGGAAAGUGUUUGUCUUGGAGCCGGUUUCAACGCAGCUGAACUUCAACCUCCGGUCUGCUCCGGCCAAAUCCCAGAAGCAGGUGCUAGAGCAAUAUGAGCAGCUACGCACUUUGCAGGAAGAGGACCAUGGGUCGGGUGAUGAUCGGGGCAUGGACAAUGCCAGCGGUAAUGAUGAUGGCCCUGCUGACGACAGCAAUCCCUAUGACUACCGGCACUUCCUCCCCAAGGAGAAUGCGGACGAUGACAAGUCGGGCUCGGACAAGACACCAGAACCCCCCUCCUACACCAGCAAGCUCGAUACUCCGUUGAUGUCCGCUACCAGAUCCAUUCCUAGCCCUCAACCACCCCCGGAGAGCCGGACGAAGCCUGUAAACGCAAAGAAGAAGAAGCCAGACGGGGUCAAGCCUCCUAAAACGGUGGCUGCUCGGCCACCGCCCAGGUCUCCGCCCCGUCCUGUGCACCCAAGGGAAGAGCGGAAGGCAGAGGUCGAGGAGGAGCCUUCAGUGGAGACAUUUAAUUCCUCGCCGUCCGACACGGGUCUGGGUGCUGUCUCUUCUCAAAAGGCAGUUCCAUCACCGGGCUCGAAUAUCAUCAUCGACGGCGAUCUCAUCAUUGAUAUGGGCUCUCCGCCGCCUGCUCGUCCCUUCCGGGUCAAUCCCGCAUACUUCUCUUCGAACAACACCCCGGCGGAUGAGGAAGGGCAUCGGGAUGAGGACGAGGACCAGGAGGAGGAUGAGGAUAUUGAGGACCUACGGCUCCCCUCUCCGGCUGGCCACGGAGGAGCGCCGGUGGCCUCGAGCGGCCUAAACCUGGAGCCCGGGUUGGAUGAGGAGGAGCUGGAGGUUGAUGAUGAUCCUCUCGCGGCGGAGAUGGAGGCGGCGUUUGAGGAGGAUGUACAGGAAGACGACCGGAGUCAGCCAGUUCCCACGCAAGCGGUGUCGCAGCAGUAUCAUAUGGCCAGUGAGGAUGAGAGCGAAGUCAGUGAGGAGGAAUAAGGGGAUGGAAGGGUCUACCGUGUAGCAUGUUUGCUAAUAUCUCUCGUAUUUCUCUUUGGGGGCAUGGUUCCCCCGUGUUUGCGUAUAUACCAGCAAAGCAAGGCGCCAUUCGGAGUUUUAAUCACGGGCAAGGUUCAGACUACCAGGGAACUUCGUCGUAUAAUAUGAUAACAGCAAUAACAAUGACAAUAACA